This is a messenger RNA of Nerophis lumbriciformis (worm pipefish), 787 nucleotides long. RefSeq names its product cholecystokinin b (gene cckb). Gene Ontology annotation, cellular component: extracellular region; axon. Gene Ontology annotation, biological process: digestion. Gene Ontology annotation, molecular function: neuropeptide hormone activity. Lineage: Eukaryota; Metazoa; Chordata; Actinopteri; Syngnathiformes; Syngnathidae. The record is from RefSeq and is a predicted model, not a curated record.
CAUACGUACACACACACACACGUACACUCACACACACACACACACACGCAGAGGGACAGUAUAAAAGGAGCAUCCUUCCCAGUCGGCGUAGAAGUCUCCAUCCUCACACACUCCCUUCAACGCGACAACUCUCUCAAGAUGUCUGCAGGGCUGAGUGUGUGUGUGGUGCUGGUGGUCUUAUGUUCAAGCUCUGUGGGGCUCCCCUUCUCCUCUCAUGGCCAAGAUCAGGACCAACGUUCCCCUUCUCAAGAAGCACUCCUGGAAGGCCACACCUUGGAGGAGGCUCACCUGCGACACGGCCGCUCCGCCCCCCAGGAGGAUGCAGAGUCUCGGGCUAACCUCAGCCAGCUCCUGGCAAGACUCAUCUCCUCCAGGAAAGGUUCGGUGCGUAGAAACUCGUCCAGCAGCAGAGGCGGCGGUCUGAGCAUCGCCAACCAGCGGCGAGCAGACGGGGGCGACUACUUGGGCUGGAUGGACUUCGGCAAGCGCAGUGCAGAAGAGUACGAGUACUCCUCCUAAAAACUACACUGUGCCCUUCUCAAGACAAGAGUAUUUAUGAGGCGUACUUUUUCUUUUUUUAAUGUACCGUCAAAUGCAAUAUGAAUAAUAUGCCAAUUUUUUGGGUCACUCUGUCACCAAUUUGUGGUUUGGAGUGGAAAAGAGAAAUGUGGUGGACAAAUAAAAAAAUGAAAAUGUCAACAAAUAUAUGUUUUGACAUUUUGACUCCAUGUUUCAACACAUCUGGUCGAGGCAGAUGGCCGCCCCAGAAUGCCUUGGUUCUGUGCCG